Molecule: messenger RNA, 477 nt
Organism: Galeopterus variegatus (Sunda flying lemur)
Lineage: Eukaryota; Metazoa; Chordata; Mammalia; Dermoptera; Cynocephalidae
Product: draxin-like
Exons: 4
Biological process (GO): Wnt signaling pathway; axon guidance
Cellular component (GO): extracellular region
Source: RefSeq, a predicted model, not a curated record
GCCGAGCCUUUGUCCGAGGUCCCAGCUCCCUGAUGAAGAAGACAGAACCAUCUGAAGACCAGGCGCUGGAUGCUGCAAUGGAGGAAUCCUCCACCAGCCUGGCCCCUACCAUGCUCUUCCUAACCACCUUUGAAGCUGCACCUGCCACAGAAGAAUCCCUAAUCCUGCCUGUCACCUCCCUACAAUCCCAGCCCAGACCUGACGGGGAGGUGAUGCCCACGCUGGAUAUGGCCUUGUUCGACUGGACCGAUUAUGAGGACUUAAAACCUGAAGUCUGGCCCUCUGCAAAGAAGAAAGAGAAACACCGGGGUAAACUCUCCAGUGAUGGUAAUGAAACAUCCCCAGCUGAAGGGGAGCCGUGUGACCAUCACCAAGACUGCAUGCCAGGGACCUGCUGCGACCUGCGGGAGCAUCUGUGCACGCCCCACAAUCGUGGCCUCAACAACAAGUGCUUCGAUGACUGCAUGUGUGUGGAAG